Messenger RNA from Plasmodium cynomolgi strain B, 3339 nucleotides. RefSeq lists its product as hypothetical. The transcript is spliced from 2 exons. Gene Ontology annotation, molecular function: RNA binding. The record is from RefSeq and is a predicted model, not a curated record. Bases 1 to 3339 code for a protein of 1112 amino acids. Lineage: Eukaryota; Apicomplexa; Aconoidasida; Haemosporida; Plasmodiidae.
AUGGCGUCGAAGAAUAGAAGCUACAGAGAGGACCAUGCCGAUGAAUACUACCAUGGAGGCGAGAAGGCCAAAGGAAAAUUUUACAACCGAGGAGGUGGAGGAUGGGAUGGGCACGACAAGGAAAGGGAUGAAACGUGGGAGCAUCACGAUAGGAGCAGAAAUGCCCACCAGGAUAAUUUUUCCAUAAAGGAGUACGACAACAGGUACAAGGAUAGGGGCUACGGUGAGAGGUACGAGUCGAGGCAUGGCGACAGGGGGGACAGAGCGAAUCGACCGUACGACAAAUACGAUGAAGACCGGCACGAGUAUGACCCCAAGAGGGGGAAGAGAAAGCACGAAGAGAGGAGGAACGGCCGAGGGAGCCCAGAAAGAGGAUAUGGGGGGAGAGGCGACUCGGAGCAUUAUGAGAAGUACAACAGUAACAAAGCAGCAGGGGGUGCGGAUGACGGGGAGAGGGAAAACAGGAAGAGCUGGGCUAACCAUCACAGCUACGGCAAAGAUGGCAACAGAGGUGGUUUCAGGGAUGGUCACAGAGGUGGUUUCAGAGAUGGUAACAGAGAUGGCAACAGAGAUGACCACAGAGAUGACCACAGAGAUGGUCACAGAAGAAGCGAACACAAAUCAUUUUCCAGAUAUAAGGAGAGCGAAAGAAGGAGGUCGUACAAUGACAGCAGCGUGGAGGAUAGCCAAAGUGAGUAUACGUCCGGGUCGGAUGAUGGGAAUGAUAAAUAUCGUUCGUAUGGUCAGAAGAAAUACAGAGUGGGGGAAAACUCGGAUGAGCAAGGGGAAUUCACAAGGGGGGGUUACUCCCGAGGGGGGUACCCCUAUGGAGGUCACACACACAGUGGCUACCCCCGUGAAGGACUCACAACGAGAAAAAUUAACAAUGUAAACGAUGUGCUGGAAAUGAAGAGCAACAUAGAGUUAUCCAGAUUUAUUUUUAUUUAUAAAUUGGGAGAAAACAUAACAGAAGAAGAAAUAGAUGACAUGAUGAGGAACACAGCCAUCAGUAAUGCAUUCUCUCUACCUCUCAACAUAUACAUAAAUAGAUUAUCCUUCUUUUCUGUGAAGGACGAACUAUUCGUAAGGGAAGGACUGGAGUUUAUAAAAAAUAAUUCCUACUUUAACAAUAUCCAGUUGAGUAUACUAAACACACAAAUGAAUAAUCAAAUUAACGAUGACAGAUGUUGCAUCGUUGAGUUUCCAUCCAAUGAAGCAUCUGCAAAAUUGUUUUCUUUGUAUGAGAAGAAUAAAUGUUGCAUCGAAAUUGGAAAGAACAUCUCGUAUAUAUUUCCCCUAUUCAAGCUGAAGAAAAAACUGAAUAAAAUAGUGGAAGAUAAACAAGCGCUAAAAAAAUUCUAUGAUUGGUAUUGCUCUUAUUGUAACUUUCUCAAUUUCUCUCGUAGAACUGCUUGUUUUUUUUGCAAAGAAACGAAAACUAAUGAUGCGAAAAUGGUGGAGAGUGAGACGAAGAUACCUCCUAAUGUGUUUAUAAAGAAUGGUACCAUGAUGGGUGCUGCUGCUGCUGCUGCUGCUGCUGCACAGGAGGGGGGGCCCUUCGGGGCGAAGAGUGUAUUUAGCGGCAUUCCCAACGUGGAGCAAGCGGCGUUUGGCCUUCCUGGUAGUAAUGCCCCCCUUGGGGGGAACGGUGUGUCUAAUUUGGAGGCUGACUUCAGUCAACAAGAAGUCAACCCCGCAGUUGCAGCUGUCGGAUCAGUUGCAUCAGUUGCAGCAACGGCAGGAGCUGCGGGCGGGGGGGUGUACCCGUUGAACGCCCCUCCCCUGCAGCAAAUGGGAGAAAACUCGAUGGAAAAUUUUGAAAUGUCCAUUAAGGAAAUCCUGGCAGAUGUCGAAAAAACGAACAUGCUAAUAUUGAAAGACAUAGAUGGAAGCAUCCCAAAUAAAGACCUUUUAAAGUUCAUCAACGAAGUGUUCGAAAAUAGACACGUGAAUUAUCUCUACCUGUUUAAUGACAUAAGGAGCUCAAGUAAAAGGAAAGGGUUUUGCUUCGUGGAAUUUGAGAGGGCAAGUUACGCAGAGCAAAUGAUGAACGAACUGGAAGGGAACUUCUACCUCAACUAUAAAAAUAAUUUUUUUAAAUUGGAUUAUGUGUACGAGAAGGGAAAGGAAUACUUUUUCCAUUCUAUCAACUUAGCAAAAUUGAACAUUAACAAAUCCGCAGCUACUGUUCUUAUGAAGAGUUACAUUCCUCAUUUUAACUUUUUUGUUAGCUACAUGGAGACCGUUGUGAAUAUGAUGAGCAUAAAGAACUACACGUUUUUUCUUGUUUGGUCCUCUCAAGUGAUCAUACUUAAGAAGGAGAAGCCGGCACUUAGUGAAUUUUUUUUUGAUUACAACACUCAGUAUUAUUACCAUCCUGUUUUUCAAAUUUAUUUUGACAACAACACGAAUUUUUAUAUGUCCCUUUCGAAGGGGUACUACAUAUGGAAUGAGAAGAUUAAGUGCCUCGUGAGGAUGUACAUGGGGAAUGAGCAACAGGUAAGUGCCGAUCAUGGUGGAGGUGAUGAGAAGGCUGUGGGGAUAUACACAUCAGCUACGUUGGUCACUUCAGACCAUGAGGAGCAGCAUCAGGAGGGACGAAAGGAGGACACUCCCAAGGGACACCCCCUCCAGGCAGUGGACAGCGGUGAACUCAACGCGAAAGAGAAUAACCCCAUCUCUGGGGGAAACGGCGUGGAGACCUCCAAAAAUACAGCUCUAGAUAAAAUAUCCAGCUUAGUGGAAAGAGCUAAGAUGAUAGCCCUGGCCUCCAAAAAAAACAUUGAGCAAAUGAACAUGAACGAAGCGAGCUCAACCAAUGUGGAAAAAAAAAGCAAAGAAAUAAUUAAGAAGCAUUUUGCUACCGACUCGGCCGAUGAAGAUAACGAUGACCUUUCUGACAAGGAAGAAGAGUUGCACAAAAAAGGACACCCCAACAGUAAUGCAUAUAAUAAGGGUAGCCAACUGAAUAAGGGGCCCACUAGAAUCACCAACACAACCAUGGAAGGUGGAAGUAGUUACCAUAAAUCGUCUUACAAGACGAAGAAUUCCUUGAUUGAGAGUCUCGCCAAAGUACAGAAUAGGGGGCAGUGGGCUGGCACUACGAAGGAACAAAAUAAUAAUGCGAGCAGUUUGAGUGAACCCAAUAGAGUACCCAAUUCCGAAGCAGCCAAAGAAGGGACAAACGAGCACUCCUCCAACAGUGGCAACGAUUUGAACAUCUGUUUUAUUUGCCUGCGGAAGUUUGCAAAUGCGCAUCUUUUGCAGAAGCAUGUUGACAUGUCCUCCCUGCAUAAGAGGAACAUCCAGCUUGUGAUGGACGUUGUGAGUGCUGGUUAG